CAAAUGGAUGGACGGUCCCUUCAGUCUCUGCUCAGUGCUGGGGUUUUCAGUCUCCUCAUCUGUUUUAGUUCAGCUCAGCCUCAGCUGAUUGGUUCUGCUCAGCCAAUAGAGGUCGUACCUGGUGAUGAUGUCAUUUUACCAUGUCAUGUGGAACCUGUCCAGGAUGUUGUUGCCAUGACGAUAGAGUGGUCCAGACCUGAUCUGGAUCCCAUGUUUGUUUACUUGUGGCGCGCUCGUCAGGACAACACAUACAUGAAAAACCCAAUGUACACAGGACGAACGUCUCUGUCUGUGGAUGAACUGAAGAAAGGAAACAUGUCCCUGAAACUGACCAACGUCCAACUGUCUGACAGAGGAACAUACACAUGUUUGUUUCUAGCAAACAAUCUGGAAAUGUCAGUGGAGCUUAUUGUUGCUCCAGCCACAUCCUCUAAACCCGUCGUUAAACUGGUUGGAAUCGGCAAACCCAGUGGGUCAGUGGUGUUGGAGUGUAUGUCAUCAGGCUGGUAUCCAGAACCUGAGGUGUCCUGGAUGGACUCUGAGGGACACCUGGUCUCUACUGGACCUCCAGAGACAGUCAGAGGUCCUGAUGACCUCUAUACUGUCAGCAGCAGAGUGACUGUGGACAAGAGACACGGCAGCACAGUCACCUGUAGAGUCCACCAGGACAGGACCAACCAGACCAGACAGACCUGGAUCAGGGUCUCAGAUGAUUUCUUCAUGGUUCAGUCUGUCUCCAGUCCCAUCAUAACGGGUUUGUCUGUCACUUUGGCCUUUUGCAUCGUGGUUAUUAUUGCACUAAUAACCACAGGUUUAUGGUGGUACAAAAGUCUCAAUAAAAACGGUAAGUAA
This is a messenger RNA of Sphaeramia orbicularis (orbiculate cardinalfish), 852 nucleotides long. RefSeq names its product butyrophilin-like protein 2. Gene Ontology annotation, molecular function: signaling receptor binding. The coding region runs from base 4 to 852 and encodes 282 amino acids. NCBI's taxonomy places the organism in Eukaryota, Metazoa, Chordata, Actinopteri, Kurtiformes, Apogonidae. Gene Ontology annotation, cellular component: external side of plasma membrane. The record is from RefSeq and is a predicted model, not a curated record. Gene Ontology annotation, biological process: regulation of cytokine production; T cell receptor signaling pathway. The transcript has 4 exons.